Molecule: messenger RNA, 1767 nt
Organism: Lepus europaeus (European hare)
Lineage: Eukaryota; Metazoa; Chordata; Mammalia; Lagomorpha; Leporidae
Gene: KRT5
Product: keratin 5
Exons: 9
Coding region: 1-1767 (588 amino acids)
Biological process (GO): keratinization; intermediate filament organization
Cellular component (GO): keratin filament
Molecular function (GO): structural constituent of skin epidermis
Source: RefSeq, a predicted model, not a curated record
AUGUCUCGCCAGUCUAGUGUCUCUUUCCGCAGCGGAGGCAGCCGCUCCUUCAGCGCCGCCUCCGCCAUCACCCCGUCGGUCUCUCGCACCAGCUUCAGCUCUGUGUCGCGGUCCAGGGGCGGCGGGGGCAGCCGGGUCAGCCUUGGGGGAGCUUAUGGAGGGGGUGGCUUUGGCAGCCGGAGCCUCUACAAUCUGGGAGGCUCCAGGAAGAUUUCUAUCAGCACCAGCGGUGGCGGCUUCAGGAACCAAUUUGGUGUUGGCGCUGGAGGCGGCUAUGGCUUCGGAGGUGGAGCCGGCAGUGGAUUUGGUUUCGGCGCGGGCAUGGGGGGCGGCUUGGGGCUCGGCGCUGGAGCUGGUUUUGGCGGCGGCUACGGGGGCGCCGGCUUCCCCGUGUGCCCCCCUGGAGGCAUCCAAGAGGUCACGGUCAACCAGAGCCUCCUGACGCCCCUCAACCUGCAAAUCGACCCCACCAUCCAGCGCGUGAGGACGGAGGAGCGCGAGCAGAUCAAGACCCUCAACAACAAGUUCGCCUCCUUCAUUGACAAGGUGCGCUUCUUGGAGCAGCAGAACAAGGUCCUGGACACCAAGUGGACGCUGCUGCAGGAGCAGGGCACCAAGACCGUGAGGCAGAGCCUGGAGCCGCUGUUCGAGCAGUACAUCAACAACCUCCGGAGGCAGCUGGACAGCAUCCUCGGGGAGAGGGGCCGCCUGGACUCGGAGCUCCGGAACAUGCAGGACCUGGUGGAGGACUUCAAAAACAAGUACGAAGAUGAAAUUAACAAGCGCACGACCGCUGAGAACGAGUUUGUGAUGCUGAAGAAGGACGUGGACGCCGCCUACAUGAGCAAGGUGGAGUUGGAAGCCAAGGUGGACGCGUUGAUGGACGAGAUCAACUUCCUGAAGAUGUUCUACGACGCGGAGCUGUCCCAGAUGCAGACCCACGUCUCCGACACAUCCGUGGUGCUGUCCAUGGACAACAACCGCUCCCUGGACCUGGACAGCAUCAUCGCCGAGGUCAAGGCCCAGUACGAAGAGAUCGCCAACCGCAGCCGAACGGAAGCUGAGUCCUGGUACCAGACCAAGUACGAGGAGCUGCAGCAGACUGCCGGCCGGCACGGUGACGACCUGCGCAACACCAAGCACGAGAUCUCCGAGAUGAACCGCAUGAUCCAGCGGCUCCGGUCUGAGAUCGACAACGUGAAGAAGCAGUGCGCCAACCUGCAGAACGCCAUCGCCGACGCGGAGCAGCGUGGGGAGCUGGCCCUCAAGGACGCCAGGAACAAGCUGGCCGAGCUGGAGGACGCCCUGCAGAAGGCCAAGCAGGACAUGGCACGGCUGCUCAGGGAGUACCAGGAGCUCAUGAAUGUGAAGUUGGCGCUGGACGUGGAGAUCGCCACCUACAGGAAGCUGCUGGAGGGCGAGGAGUGCAGGCUGAGUGGAGAAGGAGUUGGACCAGUCAACAUCUCUGUCGUCACCAACAGCAUCUCCACCGGCUACGGCGGCGGCAGUGGCUACGGCGGCGGCAGCGGCUUCGGCGGCGGCCUGGGUGGAGGCCUAGGCAGUGGGCUGGGUGGAGGCGGCGGUGGCAGCCUGUACUCCAGCAGCAGUGGGGGCGGCCUAGGCAGUGGCCUCAGCAUGGGGGGCUCUGGCUUCAGCGCCAGCAGUGGCCGAGGCAUGGGCAUGAGCUUUGGCAGCAGCGGGGGCAGCAGCUCCAGUGUCAAGUUUGUGUCCACCACAUCCUCGUCCCGAAGGAGCUUUAAGAGCUAA